This is a messenger RNA of Guillardia theta CCMP2712, 507 nucleotides long. RefSeq lists its product as hypothetical. The transcript has a single exon. NCBI's taxonomy places the organism in Eukaryota, Cryptophyceae, Pyrenomonadales, Geminigeraceae. The record is from RefSeq and is a predicted model, not a curated record. Gene Ontology annotation, molecular function: hydrolase activity. The coding region runs from base 1 to 507 and encodes 168 amino acids.
AUGUCGGCAAAAAUGGAGGACAGCACGAAAAGAUACAGGCCAUGUGCUGGGGCGAUAGUUUUCAACAAGCAGAAGCAGCUGCUGUUGGGGGAGCGGAAGGACAAGGCAGGGGCGUGGCAACUCCCACAAGGAGGUAUUGAGGAAGGGGAGAGCCCUACAGAGGCAGCUGCACGUGAGCUCUUUGAAGAGACAGGUCUGCGGGAGCCAACAGUCAAGACGAUCAAGUCACUAUGUGAGACCCACAAGUAUGAUGUGCCCGGAAAAUCUUGGCUUCACAAAGCUGGAUUUUGUGGGCAGGAAAUGCACUGGACCUUGUUCCUUUACCCAUCAGAUGGGUUGCCUCCCGUGAAUCUGAAUGGAAUAGGAGAGCCAGCAGAGUUCACGAGGGUGAAGUGGUCGACAUGGGAGGAGCUUGUCCAGCGAUCAGUAGACUUCAAGAAGCAGACUUACGAAGAUCUGUCGAAGAUUGCUGCUCCUGAAAUUGAAGAGGUUUGCAAAUCCCUGUAA